Molecule: messenger RNA, 393 nt
Organism: Ochlerotatus camptorhynchus
Lineage: Eukaryota; Metazoa; Arthropoda; Insecta; Diptera; Culicidae
Exons: 1
Coding region: 1-393 (130 amino acids)
Source: RefSeq, a predicted model, not a curated record
AUGAUCGAUGACCAGCUAAACGUCAACAGCCACAUCGAACAUGCUUGUGAGAAGGCUUCGAAGGCCAUCAACGCGAUAGCUAGGAUCAUGCCUAACAACGCUGGUCCCAGCAGUAGCAAGAGGCGUCUUCUGGCCAGUGUGUCGUCGUUACUGAGGUAUGGAGGUCCAGCAUGGGCUGCAGCGCUGGAAACGAACCAGAUCCAAAGGAAACACAGCAGUACGUUCCGGCUCAUGGCCAUGCGAGUCGUGAGUGCGUACAGAACCAUCUCGUCGGAAGCAGUAUGUGUUAUCGCCGGAAUGAUCCCUAUCGGCAUCACCCUGGAAGAGGACAGCGAGUGCUACAGGUGGAGAGAAGUAUUAGUACAGGACACUGAAGAAGUCUGCACAUUGUAG